Stylonychia lemnae is the source of this 576-nucleotide messenger RNA. The record is from the annotation of a GenBank genome assembly. Lineage: Eukaryota; Ciliophora; Spirotrichea; Sporadotrichida; Oxytrichidae.
AUGAGUGAGGACGAGCAAGUGGGUCAAGAUAACAACUCCCAAGAUAACUUUCAAGAAUUCAUCGCCUCAAGAAAGAUUGAUCUAGAAGCACUUAAGAGAGAAGAGGGUGCAGGAGAAUUGCAAGAACUUACCAGCAGACAUCUUGGUAUUCUCAAAAAGGUACAAACAUAUAACUACUUUCACGAUUUUAAUCAUCAUAAAUAGAGAUUAGAAUCUUAUCCAUUCAAUCCUCUUGAAAACUUUAGACAAAGAGCUGAUCUCAUAAGUCACUUUGCUGAAAAGGUCUAAGAAGCUUGCUUCAAUGCUGUUGCUGAGGACAACGAUGUACCCAUGCUGACUAUUAGAGAGGGUAUUAAAUUCAGAAACUGCAUCUAAAAAUUCCAAGUUCAAUUCUCUACUCUUAAGCCAAAUCUUAGAGAUGCUGAGUUCCACUUCUUAAACUAAAAGAUCAUCCAAUUUGGUGAAAAGAACAUCCCUGAAUUAAAAGGCAUUUCGACAGACCCUUACGAAGCCGAAAGAUUUGAAGCCUUAAAGAUCUUAUAAGAGAGGAGACAAUAAGAAAAAAUCACUUUUUGA